AUGACAUCGUUCCUCAGCGGUCACCAUGAAAGUCUCCUCUUCGUCUUCGUCUUCUCUUCGUCUCCGUCUUCCCUUGUCCAACAUGUGAACCCUCUCUCUCCUGGACACAUGUCCAAAGAGUUGGAGACUGGACCCAGACUCAGAGUGUGGUCUGCUCCGCCCUCUCCCAGGAACGCCACCUACUGUAUGAAGGUGUCCAUGUCCGUGGUGGUGGAGGAGAGCGACCAGGGCAAGUGUUUCAGCAGCAAAAUCCGACACGUGGAGAAAGCUGAGGUCACGCACAGUAAGAUGAUCAGCUGUCCUGACGUGGAGGACUACAUGGCUCCGUACAAGCAGCCGCAGAUGACCUGGUACAAGGAGUGUGAGCGCGUGCAGUGGAGGAGCUCCAUCGUGCUCAACACCACCCACCUGUGGAUCCCUGAGGUGGAGGAGGGCGACACCGGGAACUACACCUGUGAGCUGCAGUACGGAUCCAGGGUGGUGAGGAGGACCACCCAGCUCAAGGUCACAGCUCUCCAGACCAGCCAACCUCCCAAAGUCCUCUUCCCCCCAGAGAGGCAGGACACCGUCAUAGAACUCACCCCUGGUAUGCCCCUCAGUCUGGACUGUAAGGCGUUCUUCGGCUACAGUGGAGAGAACCGACGGCCAAUCAUCUACUGGAUGAAGGGAGAGAAGUUUGUGGAAGAACUGGCUGGACACAUCAAGGAGAGUGACGUCAGGAUCCUGAGGGAGCAUUUAGGGGAGAAGGAGGUGCAGCUCUCCCUGACCUUUGACACUGUGGAGGAGGCCGACCUGGCCAACUACACCUGUUAUGUGGAGAACCACAUUGGGAGGCGCAGUGGGAGCGCAAUACUACAGAAAAAAGACAUGUAUCGUCUGGAGCUGGCUGGAGGUCUGGGGGUCAUCCUGCUGCUGCUGGGGGUCCUGACCGCCCUGUACAAGUGCUACAACCUGGAGAUCCUGCUCUGCUACAGGAGACACUUUGGAAGCGAUGAAACGGAAGACGAUAAUAAAGACUACGAUGCCUACCUGUCCUACACCAAAGUGGACCUGGACUCUCUGGGCAGGUCCAGCAGUGACGAGGAAACGUUCGCUCUGGAGAUCCUUCCAGAUGUUCUGGAGAAACACUACGGCUACAAGCUGUUCAUCCCAGACCGAGACCUGAUUCCCAGCAGUGCCUACAUCGAGGACUUGGCCCGCAGCGUGGAGCAGAGCAGGAGACUCAUCAUCAUUUUGACUCCGGAGUUCGUUGCCAAAAGGGGGUGGAGCAUUUUCCAGAUCGAGACACGCCUCCACGCCAUGCUGGUUACUGGAGAAAUCAAGGUGAUCAUGAUCGAGUGUUCCAACCUGAAGAACGUCAUCAACUACCAGGAGGUGGAGGCCCUGAAGCACACCAUCAAGGUUCUGUCCAUCAUCAAGUGGAGGGGUCCAAAAAGCAGUGAGCUGUCCUCCAAGUUUUGGAAACAGGUGGUCUACGAAAUGCCGGCCAAACGCAGGGAGAACCUGUCCAGACACCAGGUGCUGGACUCUGGGGAACAGGGUCUCUUUGGUGACCUACAGACCACCGUCUCCACAAUCGCCAUGACGACCACCUCUGCGUCUCUGGUCCCACCUCCAGACGGACGCCAUGGACUUCAUGAGGUUUCUUUGGCCACUGAGAUUCCAGACUACAACCACAUGACCCUGCCCCUAGGGGGCAGCCACCCGGCCGCUCAGAUAAGGCAUUUCUGCCGCAGCUACGAGUUCCAGCUUCCUCCGCAGCCGCCCUCUCUGGCACCGUCCCUCCCGCCUCCCCCCACCGUGCACUUCUCCACUCUGGGCCCGGGGGGGCGCCACGUCUACUGUAACAUCCCUAUGACGCUGCUGAAUGGUCAGGGGUUGAGAGCAGCUGAGUGUGGAGCCAGAGGUGUCUCAGAGCAGCACACUUGGGAAGAAGUCCGAGGUCCACUUCAACAGAACCUUGGUUCCUCUCACCAGCAGAGAACUAAGCUCUGACAUCUGGUAGAUCAGCUCAGCUGGUGCUGGGACACACACUGGUCUGGUGACCCCCGCUGACCUUUGGACCUGGGUUCAUUUUCAUCCAGUUCUGGACUCUGUACAGACUCGGUGUUGGUCCAGAGUCCAGUUCUGAUCUGACGAAGAACACGUCAGCUUCGUGUUUGGACGUCGUGGCUACAGAACCGCUUACUGACCAGCACGUGCUGCCACCUUGGGGCACAAGGUGUCGCUGCAACGCCACGCCACACCACAGUAGCGUUAAGGAUUCUGACGGAGGUCCAGACGCUGCGCUGACCUCUGGACUCACAGGAAGUAGAACCUUCUAGAACGAACACGGUACCGCCUCGGACCUGGGAACGCAGAGGAAAUGCCACGGUGUGAAACUGGUCCACGGACCGGCUGCCACUCAACUACCUGAAACAAGUUCCACCAACACCUUCACCGCCCAGAGGUCAAAAACACAGGAGGAUUCUAGAGAACCAGUCCACCUCAUCAACACACUCUGGGUCAGUGUGGUCCAGGUCCAGGUCCAGGUCCAGGUCCAGCCACCAGGUCACCACCUAACUA
Molecule: messenger RNA, 2565 nt
Organism: Cynoglossus semilaevis (tongue sole)
Lineage: Eukaryota; Metazoa; Chordata; Actinopteri; Pleuronectiformes; Cynoglossidae
Product: X-linked interleukin-1 receptor accessory protein-like 2
Exons: 16
Coding region: 1-1995 (664 amino acids)
Biological process (GO): signal transduction
Source: RefSeq, a predicted model, not a curated record